Messenger RNA from Adineta ricciae, 255 nucleotides. Lineage: Eukaryota; Metazoa; Rotifera; Eurotatoria; Adinetida; Adinetidae. The record is from the annotation of a GenBank genome assembly.
AUGGUCAAUAUUCGCGUUAUUACUUGCGUUUUUCUUGUAUUAGUUAUGUUAACUUGUGUUUCUGCUCGCGCUCGACAUCGGGAUGGACUGAGAAAUUAUGAGAAAAGACUUUUUUCGUCGUGUGCUGAUCUUGGGGCUUCGUGUUCAGAUGGCGUGUUCGGUAAAAAUUGCUGUAGCAAAUAUAACUGUCAUGCUAAUACAAAAAAAUGCGUGAAAUCACCAGGAUCAUGGCUUGGUGAUCGCAACGGCAAAUAA